ACACCCAAACAUCACACCAUCUCCAACAAAGCAACAAUUUUUCAUUCCAAAGCUCUCAAAGCCAUGGCGGAAGAAAAGCAAGGCCAUCAUCACCACCACCUUCACCUUCACCACCACAAAGAAGGAGAAGAGUACUCCGGUGGCGACGUUGACUACGAGAAAGAAAAGAAGCACCACAAGCACCUUGAACACCUCGGCGAGCUUGGUGUCGCUGCUGCUGGUGCCUAUGCUCUGCAUGAGAAGCACGAGGCGAAGAAAGACAGCGAGCAUAGCCACGGGCACAAGAUCAAGGAGGAAGUUGCCGCCGCGGUGGCCGUCGGAGCUGGUGGGUUUGUGCUCCACGAGCAUCAUGAGAAGAAGGAAGCAAAGAGAGAAGAGAAAGAGGCUGAUCAUGGCAAGGACCAUCGCCACCAUCUUUUUUGAAACUUUCGCUUGAAUUUGUGUGGAGUUGUUUGUGUGUGUGUGUGUGUGUUUUGGCUUUGUUUUUGAUGUUUGGGUUUGGAGAGCUGAAUAUGGUAAGUUUGUAAAAUAAAUUUGAGAUGCUUUAUUACGUAAUAAAAUUUGUCUUUUUUUUUUUUCUC
Molecule: messenger RNA, 581 nt
Organism: Cucurbita maxima (winter squash)
Lineage: Eukaryota; Viridiplantae; Streptophyta; Magnoliopsida; Cucurbitales; Cucurbitaceae
Product: abscisic stress-ripening protein 2-like
Exons: 2
Coding region: 64-423 (119 amino acids)
Source: RefSeq, a predicted model, not a curated record